CCCACAAGGGCAAAGCAAAAUCUCUAGCAACCACAUGACCCAACCCAACAACCAUUGAAAUUGUCUCCUCUCUUUGCAUCUCUCUAUAUUUUUCUCAUCUCUUUUUCUUUCUUUCUAUUUCCGCUCUCUCUUCUUUUAUUCAAACGCUCUCUGUAAUCUAUUCUCAGCCUCGACGCCUAAUAAAAAACUGAAAUUCUCCUCUCCACUUUGUAAUCUUAAUCUCAAUCACGGAGUUUUCAGAUCUAUAUCUCCACUUAUCACGGAAUAAUGUCCUUUGCACGGAAUCAUCGUUCACACGGAGGAACGGGCCAUGAUGAUCGCUGGAACUCUUUGAAUGGGUACAAUUUCAACCAUGGAAAUAGGAACAUUGAUGCGAAUAGGAACACCAACUACAGCUACAAUUGGAAUCAUAGCAAUAUCCGAGACUACUCCUCGGGGAAAUUCAGGGACCAUGUUAAUGGUUAUGCUAACCCUCCCAGCGGUGCACCAGCUUUUAAAAGGAGAAAAUUUAGUGCGGAUACUUGGGGAGAUGGUGGGAGACACUAUCCUCAAUACAAUGCAUAUGAAUAUGCCGAUCUAUCUUACAACAAUUCAGUCCCUUUGCCAACUAGAUCCAAUGAUGAGGUCUCUACAUCUAUAAGUUGCAAACGUGAUUGUUCAAAACUGGAAGAAGAUGAACCAGUAUUCUUGUCAAAGGAUGAGAUUGAAAGACACUCCCCAUCUAGAAAAGAUGGAAUUGAUGCACUACGUGAAACGCAUCUGCGGUAUUCUUAUUGUGCUUUCCUUCAGAACCUCGGACUGCGGUUGGAGCUGCCGCAAACUACUAUUGGCACUGGCAUGGUUUUGUGCCACCGUUUCUUUGUUCGACGAUCACAUGCAUGCCAUGAUAGAUAUUUAAUUGCUGUUGCUGCACUUUUUCUCGCUGCAAAGUCUGAGGAGACGCCACGCCCUUUGAAUAAUGUCGUGAGAGUUUCUUGUGAGAUUUUCCACAAGCAGGAUAUUACUUUCUUGUCAUACCUGCUCCCUGUUGACUGGUUUGAACAGUACCGGGAGCGAGUGAUCGAGGCUGAGCAAAUGAUUCUGACAACCCUAAAUUUUGAAAUCAAUGUGCAGCAUCCAUAUGGUCCUCUGACAACCAUCCUUGACAAAUUAGGUCUUUCACAAACUGUUUUGGUGAAUCUGGCUCAAAACUUGGUCGGUGAAGGGCUCCGGAGCUCAUUGUGGCUUCAGUUUAAGCCCCAUCACAUUGCCGCUGGUGCUGCCUUUCUUGCUGCCAAGUUUUUAAACUUUGAUCUUGCUUUUUACCAGAAUAUCUGGCGGGAGUUUGAAACAACACCAGCUAUUCUCCAAGAUGUAUCGCAGCAGCUGAUGGAGCUUUUCCAGUAAAAUAGCAUAAUUGCUAUAGCAUGGUUCACCCUCGAGGGUGAUGCACUUUGGGUGUUGUAAGUAUAAGCCAGGUCAGAAUAUGUGUUCGACAUGGUAACAAAGAUCAUCAGUACUGUUUAUUGUGUGAGAAUGUAGUGCAAGAGAGAUGAAAGGAGAUGCUCAUGACAAAAAGUUGCACUUGAAGUACAGGUCAAAUGGAUCUGCUGUUCGACUUGCAUGUGCUUACUGCAAGAGAGUCGGUAGAUCUAUAGUUCAAAAUGUAAGUACUUGCUGCAAAAUUGAACGACAAAUUAGCUUAAAGCCUAACCUUGGAGCGGUGUCCAUUUUCAAUUUAAUUUAUGCCUGAGGUUUCAAUAGAUGUGUGACAAAGCACUACCCUAUUUGGUUCCUUUCCUAGGUUCUUAUGCAUGAUGCCCAUCCAAGAUUGGAGUUGGUAAUGCAAAAUGAUAGUCUGUUAUGAAUCUUGGAAAAUGUCGGAUGAUUUACCUUUAUUACAACACCUAAGCUUGCCUGUC
Populus trichocarpa (black cottonwood) is the source of this 1901-nucleotide messenger RNA. RefSeq names its product cyclin-T1-4. Gene Ontology annotation, biological process: regulation of transcription by RNA polymerase II; positive regulation of DNA-templated transcription, elongation. Lineage: Eukaryota; Viridiplantae; Streptophyta; Magnoliopsida; Malpighiales; Salicaceae. The record is from RefSeq and is a predicted model, not a curated record. Gene Ontology annotation, cellular component: cyclin/CDK positive transcription elongation factor complex; nucleus. Gene Ontology annotation, molecular function: cyclin-dependent protein serine/threonine kinase activator activity. The transcript is spliced from 7 exons. Bases 268 to 1386 code for a protein of 372 amino acids.